Molecule: messenger RNA, 1299 nt
Organism: Lodderomyces pseudojiufengensis
Lineage: Eukaryota; Fungi; Ascomycota; Pichiomycetes; Serinales; Debaryomycetaceae
Exons: 1
Coding region: 1-1299 (432 amino acids)
Source: RefSeq, a predicted model, not a curated record
AUGGCUUAUACUGCACCGGCCGUUGUGAUAGACAAUGGAUCCUACACAACUAAAGCUGGCUUUGCCCUGGAAGAUCUACCGUCACUAGUCUUUAAUUCAAACUAUACACAAAUACCAGAAACUAAAAAGAUAAUAAUUGGAGAUGAAGAAAUGGAACAAAAUUCACAAUAUCCAGUUCAAACGUUACUAGAAGAUGGAGUUAUAUAUAAUUUCGAUAAUAUAGUUCACAAUUGGAGAUAUGUUUAUGAUAAUAUAGAUAAUUAUAAUCUGAUAAAUUCAAAAGAUUAUCCAUUAGUUAUGACUGAACAAUCAUGGAAUCCAAUGAAAAAUAAAAUUAAAACUUGUCAAUUAGUAUUUGAAGAAUUAGAAGUACCAAUUUUCAGUCUUGUGAAAAAUCCAAUAAGUCAAUUAUAUAGAAGUGGUAGAUCCACUGGAUUAGUUGUUGAUAUUGGAUCAAGUGUUACAAGUGUUACUCCAAUAAUAGAUGGAGUAAUUCAAGGAAAAUCAACUUUUCAUACAAAAUUUGCAGGAGAUUUUUUAAAUUUACAUGUAAUUAAUUAUUUACAAACUAAAAUUCAAUCAAUAGAUGAAUUAUUACCAAAUAAGUUUAGAUCAAAUCUUGCUUCAGAUUCAUUUAAAGCUUAUUAUAUGUCAACAAACAUUUUACAAGAAUAUAAAAAUUUAACAAGUAAUUAUCAAAUUUCAAAUUUUGAAAUAUAUGAUCAUAAAUAUUUAAAUGUAUCUGAUCAACACAAUUCAUAUUUAAAUAAUUUAUUUAAUCCUUUAGCAAAUCCUAUACCUAAUUUCAAUCUAAUGACAGAACCACCAUCUUUAGAUAAACCAAGUACUCAAGGUUUAAGUUCAUUAUUUUAUUUAGUAUUGAAAAAUCUUGAAGCUUCAUUAUUACCUACCACAAAUGAAGGUCCAUCACAAAAUAGAUUUGCAAAAUUUAUGGAAAUUUUUAAAAAUGUUAUUUCAAAUGUUUUAAUUACUGGUGGUACUUCAUUAGCUGGUGAUUUAUCACAUAUGAUAAUAAAUAAUUUAAAAUAUAUAACUCAACAAGAAUUUCCAAAUUAUUCUUUUCAUUAUAAUGUACAACAAAUUAAAUCAAGUUCAGAUAGUAGUGAAAUUUGGGAUAAACAAUUUAGUAGUUGGUUAGGAGCUUGUAAUUUAGCAUGUAUGUUAAAUGAUAAUGAAGAUAAUUCAAGUAGUGCUAAAAUUGCAUUAGAUAAUUGGUUUAUUACGAAAGCUGAUUAUGAAGAAUUGGGAGAGGAUUUAAUCGUAGAAAAAUUUAAAUAA